Messenger RNA from Clonostachys rhizophaga, 1599 nucleotides. The record is from the annotation of a GenBank genome assembly. Lineage: Eukaryota; Fungi; Ascomycota; Sordariomycetes; Hypocreales; Bionectriaceae.
AUGGUGACCAUGGUCUCAUUCAGCCUCCGUUUGUUGGCUAUAGCAUUCAGCAUGUCCAGUACGGCGUUGGCCCAGAACUACACUGAGCGCUAUCGUCCACAGUUUCAUUUCACCCCAGCUAAGAAUUGGAUGAAUGACCCCAAUGGCUUGAUUUAUCAUGAAGGGACUUACCACUUAUUCUAUCAACACAACCCAGGAGGCAUAUCGUGGGGAGCUAUGUCCUGGGGCCAUGCGACCAGCUCGGAUCUGGUGCACUGGGAACAUCAGCCAGUGGCACUUCUCGCCCGUGGAUAUCCAGACAACAUCACUGAGAUGUUCUUCUCCGGCACCGCAGUGUUCGAUGCCCAGAAUACUAGUGGUUUCGGCACCGAUGACAAAGCUCCUCUGGUCGCUAUGUACACGUCUCACUAUCCUGUGGCACAAACUCUGCCAAGUGGAAAGACCGUCGAUGCAAACCAGCAAUCCCAAUCCAUCGCGUACAGCCUUGACGACGGCAUGACUUGGACUACAUAUGACAGCGUGAAUCCCGUCAUUCUCAAUCCCCCAGAGGAGUAUUCCGACCAAAUACAUGACUUCCGUGACCCAGCUGUCUUCUGGCACGAGGAAACCCAGAGAUGGGUUUCUGUGAUGUCACUACCUGGCCUCCGUAAGCUGCUUAUCUACACUUCUUCCAACUUGAAGGAUUGGGAGCUCGUCAGUGAGUUUGGCCCGGUCAACGCCGUCGGUGGCGUAUGGGAAUGCCCUAGCAUGUUCCCUCUCCCCCUGGACGGAGGCGAAGAGCUAAAAUGGGUUGUUCAAAUCAGCCUCAACCCUGGUGGCCCGGCCGGCAACACUGGCUCUGGAACACAGUACGUCGUAGGCCAGUUUGACGGGGCAACCUUCACCCCAGACGCCAACAGCGUGACACAGGCGAAUUGGGUAGACUGGGGUCCUGACUUCUAUGCCGCCCUUACGUUCGGUGGUCUUCCCGUGGAGGACCGGGUUGACAUUGCGUGGAUGACCAACUUGAGGUAUGGCGGGGCCACGCCGACCGACCCUUGGCGAAGUGCCUUUACGGUUCCGCGAAGACUGUCGCUGAAGACUAUUAACGCGAGGGCGACUCUUAUACAGGAGCCUAUUUUGGGUGAGGCUGAUUAUAGUAGUACCCAUUGGGACACCCUAACAGCCGGCAGCACAAAAUUAGACUUCACCGGAAAAGCGCUGGAUAUCGUUUUGUCAUUUUCCGAGUCUGAAUCGACCCAAUUCGGCGUCAUAGUUCGAGCUUCAUCAGACCUAAGCGAACAAACACAGGUGGGGUAUGACUUUGAGAAAAAGGAGGUCUUUGUCAACCGGACCGUUUCAGGAGUUUCAGGGUUUGAUGACACAUUUGCGGGUGUGUUCUCUGCACCUCUCGAGUCGAUAGAGGGCAAAGUCAAAUUGCGAGUUCUUGUUGACUGGUCCUCUGUUGAAGUGUUUGGUGGAGCAGGGGAAGUGACCUUGGCUUCACUGAUUUUCCCGAGCGAUGAGUCCUCUGAUGUGUACCUGUUCUCGCUGGGUGGAAGUACCAAUGAUGUUGAAGUGAAGGCCGCCAGUAUCAAGUCGGUUUGGGUCACUGAGUAA